UGUCUGUUUUUUUUGUUUGUUUUUUUUCACAAAGUUGUGACAACCAAUAUAAUUGAGUCCGGUUGGAGAUUAAUUAAAAUUUUUGUGUACACAUCUGCAGAUAAAGCUCAAUAAAUUUGUUUUAGUUUUAGUUCACAUUGGCACUAAAGUGAAUGAUGAGCUAAGGACAACAAAAGACAACAAGCAGAAGAACCAACAAUAGAAGCUAAAUUCCUUUUACCACUGGAUGCAUGGUCUUCAUAUAUACUGUAUGUCCACGGCCAGACAAGACUAGACACGCAUGAUGGAGGACAUUAAAAGCAGAGAAAAAAACAGAGAGGAGCGACACAAGGAAAGAUGGGAUCCAUUUCAGCUCAACCCAAUAGGAGCCGAGAAGGAACAAAAAAGAAGAUGCUUCCAACUGGCCCAGUACCUAGUGGCUAUUAUUGUAGGAUUAUGCGUCCUUACCAGUGCUAUCAUUGCCAAGGGCUCUCUCUUGGUGCUGUCGAUGUUGUCCAGUCCGACCUCCUUGCGCAGGCCCAAGGAAAAACAGUUCUACAUGCUGAUGUUGGUGUUCUGUCUCGUUUGGCCAAAUUUCCUGGUGUUUAUCAAAUCACUGUGGAGGUGUGCGUUCAAGAGCAUCUUCGUGCAACCCAACUUCAAGACCAUGGCAUAUAUCUUAGCCAUUGAAUGCACCGUGUCGCUUGGUACCGCAGUGCUUGUGCUUGUGGUGAUGCCUCAGUUUGACGUCCUGACAAAUCUGUUCAUCAGCGGUGGUGUCUGCGUCAUACCUGCAUUGCUUCAGAUGUAUUACCGACUGCAGACAGACACUUGGAAAAUUGUAUUUCCAAUCUGCUCCAUCAUUCUAACAAGCGCUGGAUACUGCCUGCUCGGAGUUGACUAUUACGUCCGGGUAUCGUCAUAUGUGGAUGGACAAAGCUCCGACUGCUUUAUCUUUGUAGCUGUCGGAAUUGUCUCCUCAAUCCUCAUCUCCAUCUGCUGGUGGGAGAAUCCAAUGCAAGCUACAAAUGACAUCCGGGAUACGUUGUCAGAACUGGACAGUUUCAGGGACUUUGUGUUUGUCAUCAGCAGCAUUCUGAGGAUAAUUGUCAUAGGGGCUGUGUACUUGAUCUACUAUGUCCUCAUUGAAAACUCCAUCGUCUGGGCGGACUUCAAUUUACAGAGUUUUGACUGGGAAUUAUUGCAAAUAGGACUGGUGCUGUUUUUCUUACAGGCAUUUUGCUCAGCAGCGUGCCACUGGUUUGGGGUAGUGGCCUGUAAGAUUCAUGCUGUCAGGAUGAGUUUUGCCCUGCCCUUGUGUAGCACAGGGCCUAUUGUGCUACUACUGGGACUGAUCCUUUUCAUUACCCAAGCACAAGAACUAAAUGGGGCACAACAUCACAACAUCACAGAGUUUUGUGAAAGCUUGGUCUUCUUGAGCCACAAGAACACAACUCCUGUGGUGUUACUAGAACUCACCAGGAGCAUUUGCCGGACGUCACUUUCCAGCUACUACUUACAAUGGCCUUUUUCAAUGCUGGCACUCGAGGGAGUAUGCAUGUGGUCGGGUUUUGUCGCCUGCACAUACUACGUAUGGAAGAUCAAGGUCCAGCGAAUAGAAAGGACCUCUCAGCUAUUUGUUCGGCGUCUGUACGAAUCUGCUUUCAUUGACUUGUCUUUGUUACUCAACACCAAGAUGAAGGUAGCUCGGGCCCGAAACCACGAAAGCCAAGACGACAUCCAGAGCUGUGUCAUCUACCUAUGUGCCACCAUGUGGCAUGAGACCUAUGACGAAAUGCUGAAGAUUCUCACCUCCAUGUUCAGGCUUGACCGUUAUCGAGGUGACCCCAAAGAAGAACAUAAGGACUGUUUUGAUUUUGAGUGUCACAUUUAUGUGGAUGAUGCCUUUAUGACUGAAAAAGGCACAGAAAAAAGGCUGGUUAACUCAUACGUUAAUGACUUGACCCAAGUUGUCAUCGAGGUUUACAGGGUUUUUACCAACAAAGAGCCGGACGAUGUGUCGAUUGUGGAAACUCCAUAUGGUGGCAGACUCAUGUUUGUUAUGCCGGAAGGCAACAUGCUCUACGUUCACCUUAAAGACAAAGCUUGUAUCAGGAACAAGAAAAGAUGGUCGCAGAUCAUGUACAUGUAUUAUCUUCUUGGCUGGAAGGGGUACAUUUCCAAAAACCCUCAGAAGAGCAGUCGCCAGGUUAACCUAUCUAGAGAAUCUUUAGUCUCUACGGACGGUGAGAUAUUCUUCAUGCCUCAGUACGACAAUGACAACAAGAGAAGGUUCAUCUCAGAUGAUAAUGUUUACAUCCUGGCUCUGGACGGAGACACUGACUUCCAGCCUAAAGCUGUCAUACUGCUUGUAGACAGGCUGAGGAUGUAUGAAAACGUAGGAGCAGCUUGUGGGCGAAUCCACCCGACUGGAAUGGGUCCUAUGGUGUGGUACCAGAAGUUUGAGUAUGCAGUCGGUCACUGGCUUCAGAAAACCGCAGAACACGUGUUUGGGUCUGUGCUGUGCAGUCCGGGAUGUUUCAGUCUGUUUCGAGCAUCCGCCUUAAUGGAUGACAACGUACUGAAGAGAUACACGACGACUUCAACAAGGGCGGCAGAAUAUGUGCAAUAUGACCAAGGGGAGGAUCGUUGGUUGUGUACUUUGUUACUGCAGCAGGGGUGGCGUGUGGAAUACAACGCUGCAUCCGACGCUUUCACUAACUCUCCACAAGAGUUCAAAGAGUUUUACAACCAGAGGAGACGGUGGGGACCGUCUACGCUGGCGAAUACAUUGGACCUGCUGCACAGCGGCUCAGAGACGGUGAAGAGAAACUCCUCCAUAUCCAGACUUUACAUUUUCUACCAGAUGUUUACAGUUGGUUCUUCUAUUCUUGGACCAGCCUCAGUGACUCUGAUGGUGGCAGGAGCUUUCCAGUUUGUCUUUGAGCUCGCUGGUACAAUUUCCAUCAUCAUUUCGAGCAUUCCUCCUGUGUUCUACAUCAUCGUCUGUUUUGUCGCCAAGCCAAACACCCAGAUAACAAUUGCUGGAAUUAUGAGUGUUCUGUACGCUUUCCUCAUGACAGCGUCCUUGUUUUCUAUCAUCGGUGAUAUGGUGGUUGAGGGCACGUUCCUGACCCCAACCGGAGUGUUUCUGGUUUCUAUGACGAUCAUGUACCUGGUGACUGCCCUCCUACAUCCUGAGGAGUUUGGGAUGAUUAUCUACGGCCUGAUGUAUUUCAUCUGUAUUCCCAGUGGCUACCUUCUACUUACCAUCUACUCACUGGUUAACAUGAACAUUGUGACCUGGGGCACCCGAGAAUCUAAUAAGGGAGCAACGGAGGUGAAAAAGAACCAGAACGUUCUGUGUGAUAGAAACUGCAAACUCUGCUGUUGGGACAUGAAGUUGCAGGUAACCCAGGAAACAGAGAAUUUGAUGAUACAACAAAUCACAGGACAAAUUGGACAGCAAGCUCCUCCCCCUGCUAUCACAAACCAUGAAACAACUCUACCUGCCACGUCAAAUGUGGAGCCACAAGAUAGAUUAGACACCAGCGACGGGCCUGUUGAGCAAAAAGGACAGAGGGACAAGAUUGAGGGGAAAGACUUUGACACCAUGUCCAGUUACAGUGUGUACAGUUUUGAACAAAAAUCAACUGCAUCUUACAAGGACGACGACGACGACGACGACGAUGAUGACGACGAAAAUGACAAAAACACAAUAGAUCUUCCCAUGAGUGACUGGGUGGGUCCGGUGAAAGAAGAGUUUUUGAAGAAGCUGACCUUUGCCAACCUGAAGAGGAACUUACAAGAACACAUUCGGUCCUCUCUCCGCAACAAAAAUCUGGUUGACGUCUGUGAGGACAUGGUCUCCAUGUUAACAGAGACUCUUAAUAGGGAACUAUAUGGAGUGGGACCAGAGGAUGUUCUGACAGAAAGCCAGCUGAAUGAACUGCAACAGGCACUGACGGAGGAGGCUCGGCGCACCCUCAAGACCAGUAACAUGGAACGGUACCAGCAGAAAGUCAAGAGAGCCAUCCAGAAAACUCUGACUGCCCCUCAAGUGCCAAAAAUAGAUGAGGAGGAACACGACUUCUGGAGCAAGUUGAUCGACCGCUACUUGACGCCCAUCGUAGAGGAUAAAGCACAUUUAGAGGAGGUCAAAAGAGAACUUAAGUCUCUGCGCAACAAGUCAGUAUUCCUGUAUUUUAUCGUCAAUGUGCUGUGGGUUGUGGCUACCUUCUUCCUGCAAGCCAUCGGAACCGACCUCAUCAGCAUUAAGAUUCCGAAAUACUAUCCCAAUGGAACAGCAUCUGCAGAAGACCUCAGGGUGGAGCCUCUCAGUUUGAUGUUUUUGCUGUCUUUUGCAGUCCUUCUCCUCAUCCAGUUCCUUGCCAUGUUAUAUCACAGGGUCUACACUCUGAUCCACGUGGUGUCAUACCGCAGCACGGAGAAAAACUACAAAUUGAGAGACAUGGAUGAUGACGAUAAUGGCUUGAUUCUGGAGAACCAUACCAGUGGACUUUGCAUCACAAGUGAUGACUUAUAGUUUUGUCAUAACAUGAUUGGAAUUAUUCUGCUUGUUUUACUUAUCAUACUGUGGUGUUAUCAGGAGCCAAGGUCGAAGGUGUUGUAAAGCCCAGAGAUAUACUGAAUGUUCAUCUAUGACGUAGAGGAGAUAACACACUCCCAACCAGUCAAAUACUGAAAUCCUGCCCGACAGCAGAGAUUUUAAAUCUGUAACUUCAUGGUUGAGUUUGUAUCAAGAUGUUUAUUCUUUGUGGCCCUUUAUGCAGUUACUCACAUAAAUCACAUCAAUGCGCUCUUGAAAACUGGUUUAAAAUGCAACAUUUGCACAUACUGUAAGCCUAUAAUUAUGUAUGACUUUGUAAGUUAAAUGCAGUCUAUAAUUGUUUAUCCGUUUUGAUUAACCAUGUUUUCUCAGUGUAAUUGUGUAGUAAAAUAAAAAUAUGUAUUGUAUUAAGUGCAAAAUGAAGAAACCUCUAUAUACUGUAUAUGUACUUUGAUGUCAGCUGGGAUUAAGCCUUUAUUCUUGUUCCUAAUUAAAUUGUAUUUGACAAAAAGUAUUAAAAAAAUAACUAUGUAAAUGCAGUAACGUUAACUACAUAAAGAAAGACACACAACCUUUGUUGACCAGUUUUUAAUGGACACACUCCUUUCAAAUGAAGGAAGGUAGUCAAACAAGCAGUAAAAAGAGGCAAUUGCAAAGCAAUCAUCCAAUAUAUUUUGGGGAGAAUGUUCGGCUGAGGUAAGGCAGCAAAACAGACUCCAGCACAAUAAAGGUUGACGACCAUGAUCACGCCCCUCUCCAUAGAGGCAGAGGGGCACACACACACACACAAAUGGUCACCUCCUACAGGAGAGUGUCUUGCUGCCCACGUUUCCCCAAAUGCAAAGUAAUAAAAACGUUACCCACAA
This is a messenger RNA of Nerophis lumbriciformis (worm pipefish), 5415 nucleotides long. It is a transcript of the gene chs1, whose product is annotated as chitin synthase 1. Gene Ontology annotation, biological process: chitin biosynthetic process. Gene Ontology annotation, cellular component: cell septum; cell periphery. Gene Ontology annotation, molecular function: chitin synthase activity. NCBI's taxonomy places the organism in Eukaryota, Metazoa, Chordata, Actinopteri, Syngnathiformes, Syngnathidae. The record is from RefSeq and is a predicted model, not a curated record.